AUGAGCUUCCAAGCCGAGCCGACGACGAGCGUGGUCUCGCUGCCUGUCGUGGCCGCCCCGACGAUCGGGACCAAGAUCGUAUUGGCAGGCAUCGCCAACGCGAGCGCGGCUGCGAUCACCAACCCGAUCGACGUCUUGAAGGUCCGCAUGCAGCUCGAAGGCGAGCUCGCUGCGUCGCGCGAGAUGCCCCGCCGGUACCCGAGCUUCGUUGGCGGCGCCCGCACCAUCUUUGGCAACGAAGGCAUCCGUGGCUUUUACAAGGGCCUGCUGCCGUCGGUGGUCCGCGACGGUUUUUACUCGGGCAUCCGCCUCGGCGCGUACGAGCCGAUGAAGGAGCUCCUCGGGGCCACCGACCCGCACCACACGCCGCUCUACCUCAAGGUCGUCGCUGGCGCGCUCACGGGUGCGUUCGGUAGCGCGCUCGCCAACCCGACGGACCUCGUCAAGAUCCGCAUGCAAGGCGAAGGCACGCGCUACAACAGCGUCCGGUCUGCGGUCGAGGACAUCGUGGCGCACGACGGCGUCAAGGGGCUCUGGAAGGGCGUCGGGCCGACCAUGAAGCGCGCGGCGCUCCUCACGGCGUCGCAGAUCCCGACGUACGACCAUGCCAAGCACACGCUGCUCAACAACGAGAUCAUGGAAGAAGGCUUUGCGCUCCACGCGGUGUGCAGCAUGCUCGCCGGUUUUAUGGCGGCGACUGUCACCUCUCCAGUUGAUGUCAUCAAGACGCGCAUGAUGACGCAGUGCCGGCGCGUCAACUGCAACGACACCAUGUACCAUGGCACACUCGACGCCUUCCGCAAGAUCACGGCGGGCGAAGGCAUUCGCGGGCUCUACAAGGGCUGGUUCCCCAACUGGAUGCGUCUCGGCCCGCACACGAUGAUCACGCUCGUCAUCUUUGAGGAACUGCGCACGGCCGCGGGCCUCCCGCCGCUCUAACUGUCUCGUUC
This is a messenger RNA of Saprolegnia diclina VS20, 950 nucleotides long. RefSeq lists its product as hypothetical. The transcript is spliced from 2 exons. Lineage: Eukaryota; Oomycota; Saprolegniomycetes; Saprolegniales; Saprolegniaceae. The record is from RefSeq and is a predicted model, not a curated record. The coding region runs from base 1 to 939 and encodes 312 amino acids.